AUGUCCCAGGUUUGUCCGUCAUCGUCGCAUCAAUUGGUCGCAGCUGCGAUGGCUUUUCGUCGUGCUCGACGUAAAUUUCCGAAAAAUUUUGGCCUUUAUUGUAACUCGGAGGAAACCACGAAGUCUGAGAAGACUGAAAGCGUCAGUGGAAACGAGGAGCCAAACGAUCAAGAGAAUUUGCCAUUCCCAUCGAGAAACAGUUUAAUCGCGAAACCAAAUCGCGUGGAGAGGAAGGCAGUCUUGAACAACGAGAGCGGAGAAAGUGGUUCGAUCAACGAAAACUUACUUCAGAAACCAAUAAUCUGUAGCUGUUGCCGUAAACGUAACAAUCAAUGCAAUGCUGGAGAUACACUCGACACCGUCCCAAGUAAAGAAUACAACGGAGUCGCACAGAAAAAUGAAUUUCCCAAAUCGGAGCAAGUAGAAAGUUGCGACUCGAAGGUUACCCGAAGUUUCAUAACGGAAUCGAGAAAUACUAGUCGUUCCCGUGGUUCAUAUUUCUAUUCCCGAAGACGAAGCCCGAAAGAAACUUCUGUCAAAUUGGAUUCCGUUAAUCUUCUCUACAACCAAGACCAGAACGAAGCGGACAACGGUAAAACUAGUGGUUCGUUCGAGAAACGAAACUGCAACAGAGACGAUCACGAUUGUAAUGUUGGCGGAAGGGGUUGCAAGUCGGUUCAUCGAAAUUCGCGGUGCACGUUCGUUCCGCAGAAAGGUAACUCGUCGUCCUCAAGUAUUUCCCGCGCUUGCAAUUCCCAAUGCGCAAAACAUUCGGCUCUCGAUCUUCUACGACCUUGUCGGGAUUGUUAUCGUCAAAGUCGUUAUCAUUGUUGCCAGUCUCACGAUCACUGCCAUCAUCGUUGCGACAACGAGCACAACAGCUACUCUUCAAAGGAAAAACAUCUCGCGUCAGACACUUGUCUCUGCUCCUCGAAUUCCAAUAAUCACAGAAGCUGCUGUUACAAAGAUCAUACCACACGUGAAUCGAUCUGCAAUCACAGCUGUUGUACGAAAAAUUCAGAAAAGAUCUCGACGGUGCAGGAGCAAAACGACGAGGAGCUCGACGAUUCCGUGGGUACGAUCAAUCACAAGGACUCUUUGUGCAUUUUGGUGGAAAAGUACAAAACCAAUAAAAAGUGCAAGCACAAGACAUAUUUCGGUGGAACUGAAUUCUCGGAUGAACGAGCCAAAGACGAAUGCGCUAAAUCGUACACCUCGGAAACCAACGGUCAACUGGAUGAAGUGAACACGAAACAGGGAGAAAGAUAUUCGAACAACGACAACUGUCGUUUUCGAGACAACCGUGUGUCAAUUGGAAGAACGUGCAGACACGGCUGCGGACAGAUCUUCAGGGAAGGGGACUGCAAUCAAUUCAAAAACCUAAAGUCCCGUUUAAUAAAAACUGGUACCUGCUGUUCAGCAAAGGGCACACCGUGGAGACAUACGUUUUAGCUUGGGAAAAAGAGUCUACUAAGAGUCUACCAAGUUUUUGUUAUUUUAUUAUUCUUAGUUCACUCGUUUGUUAGGUACUUUCUUUUCUAAAUAUUUUACAGUAACCAACUGCUGUAGGUGUACUUUAUCGCUCCUUAUUGGUGAUGAUUUAUCGAGAAAUUUGAGUUUAGUAGAGAAGCUACAAAAAUUACGUACAUAUAUUACUAAUGUCUUUGUAAGAAGACGCUUUAUAUAUUUAAAAAAUUUUCAUUAAAGCCACCAUAAAGUUUUCAGCAAACGAAUUUUUAUUCUAAUUUUCAUUUUCGCCUUAGAAAGGGUGUACAAAAAAAUAACGGCCAGACAGAAAUUCAAUUUCAAGGUUUGCGUACCCGCCGUUCUUCCAAAAGCUUAUUUUUUAAAAUAUAUUGCGCUAAUAAAGUUAAUAAACUUAUUUUGGAAGUAUAUUGCUUUAAUAAAGUUAAUAAACGAGCGCAUUUAUAUCAUUCCGCUACAACGUGCGCUGUGCCGCCAGCCUCUUGGGCAUCAUUUGGCCCCUCUUCCGUCUUUUCCUUUUCCUAUUCCGCUUUCAUCUCCUUUUGCUCCUCCUCACCUUCC
Molecule: messenger RNA, 2046 nt
Organism: Eufriesea mexicana
Lineage: Eukaryota; Metazoa; Arthropoda; Insecta; Hymenoptera; Apidae
Exons: 5
Coding region: 1-1452 (483 amino acids)
Source: RefSeq, a predicted model, not a curated record